GGCACGGUAACAGCGCCGGUCUUGAUUGGCUGCCUGCCGCGCGUUCGAGGGGGCCUGGAACUUGCGCGCGGCGACUCGGCCGGUAGUGGCGAUGUCCGCCCGGUCCAAGCGGGAGUCUCGAGGUUCCACCCGUGGGAAGCGCGAGUCCGAGUCGCGGGGCAGCUCGGGUCGCGUCAAGCGGGAGCGAGAUCGGGAGCGGGAGACCGAGGCGCCGAACUCGCGGGGCAGCCCAGUGCGUGUGAAGCGGGAGGUGCAGUCGGCCAGCGCUCGGGAGGCCCUCGCGCCCUUCGUCCCCUCGGUGCGGGUGAAGCGGGAGCGUGAGGCGGACGAGGAAUCCGAACCUGAGCGGGAGGUGCGAGCAAAGAAUGGCCGUGUGGAUUCUGAGGACCGGAGGAGCCGCCACUGCCCAUACCUGGAUACCAUUAAUAGGAGUGUGCUGGACUUCGACUUUGAGAAACUGUGUUCCAUCUCUCUCUCGCACAUCAAUGCCUAUGCCUGUCUGGUGUGUGGCAAGUACUUUCAGGGCCGGGGCUUGAAGUCUCAUGCCUACAUUCACAGCGUUCAGUUCAGUCACCAUGUCUUCCUUAACCUCCACACCCUCAAGUUUUACUGCCUUCCAGACAACUAUGAGAUCAUUGAUUCUUCACUGGAGGACAUCACAUAUGUGUUGAAGCCCACUUUCACAAAGCAACAGAUCGCAAACUUGGACAAGCAAGCCAAAUUGUCCCGGGCAUAUGAUGGUACCACUUACCUGCCUGGUAUUGUGGGCCUGAAUAACAUAAAGGCCAACGACUAUGCCAAUGCUGUUCUUCAGGCUCUUUCUAAUGUUCCUCCUCUCCGGAACUAUUUCUUGGAAGAAGACAAUUAUAAGAACAUCAAGCGUCCUCCAGGGGAUAUCAUGUUCUUGUUGGUCCAGCGUUUUGGAGAGCUGAUGAGAAAGCUCUGGAAUCCUCGAAAUUUCAAGGCACAUGUUUCUCCCCAUGAGAUGCUUCAGGCUGUUGUCCUUUGCAGCAAGAAGACUUUUCAAAUCACCAAGCAAGGGGAUGGAGUCGACUUUUUGUCCUGGUUUCUGAAUGCUCUACACUCAGCUCUGGGGGGCACAAAGAAGAAAAAGAAGACUAUUGUGACUGACGUUUUCCAGGGGUCCAUGAGGAUCUUCACUAAAAAGCUUCCUCAUCCUGAUCUGCCAGCAGAAGAAAAAGAGCAGCUGCUCCAUAAUGACGAGUACCAGGAGACAAUGGUGGAGUCCACCUUUAUGUACCUGACGCUGGACCUUCCCACCGCCCCCCUCUACAAAGAUGAGAAGGAGCAGCUCAUUAUCCCCCAGGUGCCACUCUUCAACAUCCUGGCCAAGUUCAAUGGCAUCACUGAGAAGGUAUCCAUUUGCACACCCACCUUGCUGAUACCACUUUGUUUUCCAGUGAUACAGGACAGUUUCCCUAACCUCAGAGCCUUUGUCUCAUCUUCUGACUUUGUUUUCAUUAACACCAGGAAUGUGGAUCUGAGAGAGUAUUUGUCUGAGGAAGUACAAGCCGUACACAAGGACACUACCUACGACCUCAUCGCCAACAUUGUACAUGAUGGCAAGCCCUCCGAGGGCUCCUACCGGAUCCACGUGCUUCAUCAUGGGACAGGCAAAUGGUAUGAAUUGCAAGACCUCCAGGUGACUGACAUCCUUCCCCAGAUGAUCACGCUAUCAGAGGCUUACAUUCAGAUUUGGAAGAGGCGAGACAAUGAUGAAACCAACCAGCAGGGGGCUUGAAUGAGGAGUGUUUGGCUUUGCUCCUGGGGGCCGUGAAUGAGAAUACCGAAGCUGUAACUGAGCACAGGGCAACUGGCACAUUCCUAGGCCAGCCCAGUAUUUAUGGGUUCUGGUUCACACCAGAGCAUCAGAGGGGCCCACUCCUAGCUUUGGCAGGCUAGAACUCUUUUACAGAUGUAUGUAAUUUAUUUCUGAGUAGCUGGGAGUAUCUGAAGGACAAGAUAAUUUCUAAGCAUCAAAGCCUCAGGAUUCUAGGAAUAAACAUGAAGCCAGUAACAUCCCCCUCCAUUGUGGGUAGAUAGUUUUCCUGUGGGUCUCUUCAUUUCCUGAUGUGUUUUUGGAAUGGAUUAAAUAUUUUCCUGUUUUUAAA
This is a messenger RNA of Manis pentadactyla (Chinese pangolin), 2132 nucleotides long. RefSeq names its product ubiquitin specific peptidase 39 (gene USP39). The transcript has 12 exons. Gene Ontology annotation, molecular function: cysteine-type deubiquitinase activity; zinc ion binding. Bases 92 to 1762 code for a protein of 556 amino acids. Gene Ontology annotation, biological process: protein deubiquitination; mRNA processing; spliceosomal complex assembly. The record is from RefSeq and is a predicted model, not a curated record. NCBI's taxonomy places the organism in Eukaryota, Metazoa, Chordata, Mammalia, Pholidota, Manidae.